Messenger RNA from Biomphalaria glabrata, 2815 nucleotides. RefSeq names its product homeobox protein DLX-1-like. The transcript has 6 exons. NCBI's taxonomy places the organism in Eukaryota, Metazoa, Mollusca, Gastropoda, Planorbidae. Bases 521 to 1564 code for a protein of 347 amino acids. Gene Ontology annotation, biological process: regulation of transcription by RNA polymerase II. The record is from RefSeq and is a predicted model, not a curated record. Gene Ontology annotation, molecular function: DNA-binding transcription factor activity, RNA polymerase II-specific; RNA polymerase II transcription regulatory region sequence-specific DNA binding.
ACGAUGUCCCAGAGUUUCACGGGCAAAAUUAGGAGUCCUGAAAGUCACGCAAUAUGUUUGGGCGCCGAUCCCUCCCCCCCCUCUUGGGGCGGUACCAGCGCUGGAUGGAGGGUAAAGUGGUUGUCAUUUUGUAAACUACAGUCGGUGGGACAUGUGUCAUGAAGAUGUGGUGUCAGUUCACUGUUUGCAAGUGAGUACAAUGAGUCGUUGUUGGUGCUUCAGAGAGUUUACUUUGAUGAGCUGUAUCUUGAGGAAAUGGUGUUGUGAUGUAUAGUCUCGUGACUCCGAAGUUCAUUUCUAGAGGCGUUAUCGUGAUGAUUUUUAGUUUUAGAGGCGUUGAUGUUCAGUUCUGAGGCGUUGAUGUUCAGUUCUGAGGCGUUGGUGUUCAGUUAUGAGGCGUUGAUGUUCAGUUCUGAGGCGUUGAUGUUCAGUUCUGAGGCGUUGGUGUUCAGUUCUGAGGCGUUGAUGUUUAGUUCUGAGGCGUUGGUGUGACGGUGCUCUUGUCUAAUGUUUUCAUCGGAUGCUUAAUAAACUCUUCCUAGAGUCUGUGAUGUCUGGGGCACGCCUUUCCUUUGCCUGGACUUCUGGACAAUUGACAUUGGCCCAACCAAAGAAUUCUUUGAGCUAUUCCUCGGAUAUCGUCUUCCCAGACUUGGAUUACGAAUCAACUUUUGUUAGGCAUCGAGCCUCUAGCUAUUAUACUUUAAACAGUGUGUUACAGAGAGAAGUCCCAAGUAUGUCCCACAAGUCAAGUCUACGCCAUUUACACGCAACUAAUGACACUCGAAUGGUCGUUCCAAGCCCGAGACUGAAUAGACACUUCGAAGAGCAUCACCGGCAGUUAUUUUUUCACAAUUUCAAAGAUUAUUUUCCAGACUUCAGUGGAUUGACGCCAUCAGAUCUCAAUCUCGCGUUCCUCAGUGGUCUCUUGCAAAGGGUUUUCCCAAACCUGUCACCGCACCACGCCCUGAUGAUUAUGCCGCAUGCAAACCAACAUGUUUUACCCGACUACGCGGGACACAUUAGCUCGGGGUUCGAACUAAAACAAUACAAAGAGAGACCUGGUUUCGAGGCCUCGACGGAGUGUGCCAUACGCUCCGAAUCCGAAUUAAAAGAUUCAUGUAGAUGUAGUGAAGAUGAGCGUAGCAUGUGUAAAGAAAGUGAGAGAGAUCCGAAGCCAUUUGAAAUGACCACGUAUCUGAGCCAAAUCAAGGAAGACAAUCUAAACUUUUACAUCACACAGAGUGCAAAGAAACCUAGAAAUAGAACAACAUUUACCAGUGAACAACUUGAGGCCAUGGAACGAGCAUUUCGUAGAGUCCCGUAUCCGGAUGUGGUAACUAGGGAGGAACUAGCACAGAAACUGUCGCUCCACGAGUCCCGCGUUCAGGUUUGGUUUCAAAACCGCCGAGCUAAAUGGAGGAGAAAUGCCAACAGUCAAAACUUGAGUGAAGUAACCAACAACAGUAAAAUACCGCCAGACAUUUCUCCAACAGAGAAGCUGAGCAGUAAAUCCUCUCUUCCUAGUCCAGUGCCUCACACGAAGGAGAUAAAGUCUAAAUAAGGGAAGAUAGAUACACUCUACGGGAAUCCAUGCAUUAAUCUAUUCGUGCAUGUUAGCUAGAGACUCUGUUUAAGCCCUGGCUAAUCCGCACACUAACUGCCAGUAAGCAGGACGAAGCACUUAUAGAUGUAUAUCUAUGUUCAAGCGAUUGGUCUCGGUUCAAGCAAAUGGGAUCGGAUUUGUGACUUUUAUCUUUCUGAGUAUUUUAUUAGUUUUUGUGUGUGUCUAUUUUCGAAAUACAGUUCAGUGUUUUAUGUAUUAUUGUUAUUUUACUUUUUAGUCUUCUGUCCUGAAGUGUCUCCAAAUUUAGGGAUUUUACUAAAAAAAAUGUGUACUAUAUUCCACUAUGAAUAUAUUUUUUUUUAUAAACCCCACUCUAAAUAAUGACUCCACUUAUAAAAGAAUACCCGAGCGUGUAAAUGCUUACUAUUAACUAAUUACAUAUCUCAUUAAUUGUAGGUCUUAUGAUAGACGAAGGUGAAAAAUUUAUGCAAAUAUUCCUUACCAUAGGAAAACUUAAUAAUAGGAAAGUAAAAAUGGAAGGAACUAAAAAUUAUUUUUGUUGAACAGCCAUUUUCCUUACCAAUUCCAUUAAUAUUUCCUGAAUUCCCAUCCAAGAUCAUGUCGUCUUUGGUUCAAAACACUUCUACAUCAACGCAGAUGGUAGGGUUCGGGCAAGUUUUAUUAUCCCUAAUUAGUAUUGAUCUUAUCGGCUACUUGUGACCUAACAGAGUUUAUUCAGCUCUCCACCGUGGAAAAAAGGAUUGUAUUAUUUGGUAAGAUCUAAGGGAACAGUACCAGGGAAAAGAAGAAGAGGCAGACAGAGGGAGCGAAGGGAAGGAUAACAUAAAAAAAAUGGACAGGACUGUGUCUCUGAAUGCAAUUUCAUCCAUCCAAGGCAAAAGAGGAAUGGAGAAACACGAUCAGCGGCACAUGUGUGGUACCCCAACGGUUCAACAGACUAAGGGAUAGGUGAAGUUGAAGUUUAUCUUCCAUAUCACCAAAACCAAUCGUAAAACAUAAUGAUAUUCUAUGUGAAAUUUCUACAAAUCAAAUAAGAACAUUAAACUAGACUAUUAUUAAACCUUGGUUAGGCCAAUAAUAGAAUAUGCAUCCUCUGUUUGGGACCCCUCUACUCAAGAUAACAUUAAGAAACUGGAACAGACACAAAAUAGAGCAGUGAGAUUCAUAACAAACGAAUAUUCACAUUUGACUAGAGUAACACCUUUAGUAAAAUCACUAAAUUUAGAA